GUUAUUAAUCAGUUGUGGCAUUUGACACUUUCAAGUGUCAGUGUCAAGCUUACGUACAGUCUAUUAGCUAUCAUUUGUUUCAAAUAAAUUUUGAAGAUAGAAUAACAGUAAUUGCGUAAACUACAAGUAAAGAUGUCGAUAUCUCCGUUUCUCCGUUCUCCAUUCACGGACCUGACCGGAGGCAUGUACAGCCACCAACUGUUGGGUACAUGUCAAAAGCAAGAGAUGCGCUACAUGGACUGCCUUGAAGCGUACGGAUUAGACCGCGGUAGAAACAAGUGCGCACACCUAUUCGAGGACUUUCAUGAAUGCCAAACAAAAACCAAGCAAUUUAAGAGAUUUGUGGCAAUGCGCAAGGAACGUGAGCGUCAAAUUGCUGAAGGCAAAUUGACAGGAGACAAUAAAUAUGUAACACCAAGAGUUGAUAGCUUUUAAAAAUUAUGUUUAUGAUGCUGUUAUAAAAAUAAUGUAAUAUAGUGAUUUACUUCAC
This is a messenger RNA of Zerene cesonia (dogface butterfly), 490 nucleotides long. RefSeq names its product NADH dehydrogenase [ubiquinone] iron-sulfur protein 5-like. Lineage: Eukaryota; Metazoa; Arthropoda; Insecta; Lepidoptera; Pieridae. The coding region runs from base 133 to 435 and encodes 100 amino acids. The record is from RefSeq and is a predicted model, not a curated record. The transcript has 3 exons.